Molecule: messenger RNA, 2957 nt
Organism: Brassica napus (rape)
Lineage: Eukaryota; Viridiplantae; Streptophyta; Magnoliopsida; Brassicales; Brassicaceae
Product: AP2-like ethylene-responsive transcription factor PLT1
Exons: 9
Coding region: 492-2174 (560 amino acids)
Biological process (GO): regulation of DNA-templated transcription
Molecular function (GO): DNA-binding transcription factor activity; DNA binding
Source: RefSeq, a predicted model, not a curated record
UAUUUUUCUUGUUCACAUCCAUACUUAGUUAUUUAUAUCAGCUUCUCUUAUAGAAUAAUAUUUAAUGAGAUAAAAUCCAUAUAGUUGGAGGGUCUCUCUAACCUUGAAACUUCUAUGGCCUUCCUCUGUAUUCAUCUCUUACGAAUAUCUUAUCUGUUGUUUAAACCCUAAAAGUAUCUGAGUUUCCAUCUCUAACUUAGAGAGAGAGAGAGAGAGAGAGAGAGAGAGAGAGAGAGAGAGAGAGAGAAACCCUUGCCAAUAUAUGAUAAAGCAGAAGAAGAUCUCUCCUAUAUCUAUAUAUAUACAUAACUCCAAUCUUUGAAAAAAAGUCUUGAUCAUUAAUUUCUCUUUCAUCAAUCCUUGAUCACUGAAUCUUCCUUUCUUCUUUGAUUGGCUUAGAGGUUGGUAUAUUGAUUAUCAAGGUGGGUAGGAGCAAUAAAGUGAUUGAUUAACCCAAACCCAAAACAAACAGAUUUGACUCAAAAGUGAAAAUGAAUUCAAACAACUGGCUUGGCUUUCCACUUUCACUAAACCACUCUUCUUUGCCUCCUCAUGAAUAUAACAUUGGCUUGGUGAGCGACCAUAUGGACAACCCUUUCCAAACACAAGAGUGGAACAUGAUCAAUCCACACGGUGGAGGAGGAGAGGUUCCAAAAGUGGCAGACUUUCUCGGUGUGAGCAAACCGGACGAAAAUCAACCCGACCACAUCGUAGCUUACAACGACCCAGGUUACUACUUCCAUACCACCAAUAGCUUGAUGCCUAACGUCCAAUCAAACGACGUCGUUGUAGCUUGUGACUCCAACAAUCCUAACGAUAGCUAUGAGCUCCAAGAGAGUGCUCACAAUCUACAGUCACUCACUUUGUCCAUGGGGACGACCGGUGGUAGUAACGCUGUAGCUAAAGCGUUGCCGCCCGAGGUCACCGGCGAUAACACUAGCGGUGGAGCAUUAGCCGUUGCUGAGACGGCCACGCCAAGACGUGCUUUGGACACUUUCGGACAACGCACCUCGAUCUAUCGUGGUGUCACAAGGCAUCGAUGGACCGGUCGAUAUGAAGCUCACCUGUGGGAUAAUACUUGUAGAAGGGAAGGUCAGUCUAGGAAAGGAAGACAAGUUUACUUGGGUGGGUAUGACAAAGAAGAUAAAGCAGCAAGAUCAUAUGAUCUAGCCGCACUUAAGUACUGGGGUCCCUCGACUACUACUAAUUUCCCGAUUACUAACUACGAGAAAGAAUUAGAAGAAAUGAAGCACAUGACUAGACAAGAGUUCGUGGCUGCUAUUAGAAGAAAAAGUAGUGGAUUUUCACGAGGCGCUUCAAUGUAUCGUGGAGUUACAAGGCAUCACCAACAUGGAAGAUGGCAAGCACGGAUCGGACGAGUCGCCGGAAACAAAGAUCUCUACUUGGGAACUUUUAGCACUGAGGAAGAAGCAGCAGAAGCUUAUGAUAUAGCCGCGAUAAAGUUCAGAGGGCUCAACGCAGUGACCAACUUCGAGAUGAACCGGUACGACGUGAAAGCCAUCCUCGAGAGCAGUACUCUCCCCAUAGGAGGAGGCGCGGCUAAGCGGCUCAAAGAAGCUCAGGCUCUUGAGUCUUCAAGGAAACGCGAGGCUGAGAUGAUAGCCCUUGGUUCAAGUUUCCAAUAUGGUAGCGGCUCGAGCUCAUCAAGGCUUCAGCUUCAACCUUACCCUCUAAGCAUUCAACAACCAUUAGAGCCUUUUCUUUCUCUACAGAACAAUGAUAUCUCUCACUACAAUACCAAUGCUCAUGACGCGUCCUCCUUUAACCAUAAUAGCUAUAUCCAAACACAGCUUCAUCUUCACCAACAAACCAACAAUUAUUUGCAGCAACAAUCGGGUCAGAACUCGCAGCAGCUCUAUAAUGCGUAUCUUCAAAGCAAUCCGGAUCUGCUUCAUGGCGUUGUCUCCACCUCUAUCGUUGACAACAACAACAAUGGAGGCUCUAGUGGGAGCUACAACACUGCAGCUUUUCUUGGGCACCACGGCAUUGGUGUUGGGACGAGCUCGACCGUUGGAUCGACCGGGGAGUUUCCAGCUGUUAAAACAGACUACGAUAUGGCUUCGAGUGAUGGCAAUGGAGGGUAUGGUGGUUGGACCGGUGAGUCUGUUCAGGGGUCGAAUCCUGGUGGUGUUUUCACUAUGUGGAAUGAGUGAAAAGGGAUCUUGUUUUUUGCGUUGCAAGAAAAUAGGUCUGAGGUAGUAACUAUUUUAUCAUUAUUCUGUUUUUUUUCUCGUCUUGGAAGUUAGGAUCAAAUUAGAACGGACUUUUGGUAGAAGAAUUAAGGUAACACGGAACGGUUAUUUAAGAAUUGACGGCGAAGGUGAUGGUUCUCGGACAGUGGUUAAAUGGUUCUUGAGGGUUAGUGUUUAUGGGUGGGUACUCAAAGUAAGUUUACGAGUACGUACCCAAGUAUUUAUAAGGAUUUAUAUUUUCUGUAGUUGUUAUAUUAUCAAUUAACCCCAAAGGGAGCUGGCGAAAAAAAGAGGCAAUAAUCAGAAUCUAGUCUUAUUUUUUUUAAGAAGAGAAAGCAUCAAACAAAUCGAUAAUUUAUAUUUUAUAAGAUUAAUUUGUAUUGAAGUCAUUAUCGAACUACUUCUCUAGGAUCUAAAAUAUCAACCUUUUCUAGAUAUUUUAACAACAUCACUUUCGAAAUAUUACUAUUUAGAAGGAGGUACUAUAGUUUCGUCAUAAAACUUGUUUAAUUUUGUAUGUUUUAAACCGAAUGAAACUGAUUGACCGGCUUUGCCUAGUAACUUACUAAGGAAUAUUUGCCUAGUAAACCAUUUUUGUUUAAAACAAAUCCUUCCCCAAAUUUUUCGUUUAUUAAGAUAUAUAUAUAUAUAUAUAUAUAUAUAUAUAUAUAUAUAUUCUUGUAGUACUUUUUAUUACUUUCCAAAGAGAGCCGACGAAAAAAAACAAAUCAACAAGUAGUGAAA